This is a messenger RNA of Fibroporia radiculosa, 2865 nucleotides long. RefSeq lists its product as uncharacterized. Gene Ontology annotation, molecular function: ferric-chelate reductase activity. NCBI's taxonomy places the organism in Eukaryota, Fungi, Basidiomycota, Agaricomycetes, Polyporales, Fibroporiaceae. The record is from RefSeq and is a predicted model, not a curated record. Gene Ontology annotation, biological process: iron ion transport; intracellular iron ion homeostasis; copper ion import. Gene Ontology annotation, cellular component: plasma membrane. The transcript is spliced from 4 exons. Bases 1 to 2865 code for a protein of 954 amino acids.
AUGGCCUCGCAGAAGGUAACCUCCACACUAUCCUUGACAGCCUAUCCAACCACCCCAAACUACUCAGAUGACCAGCAAUGGAUAACUGCAUACCUCGACAUUCACGCUCUACCUGAUGCCAGUUAUGUAUACGUUUACGUCUUGUGGUUCGCCAUCGCGCUGGUGCUCGUCCUACUUUCCUUGUUACGCCUCACUGGCCUUGGCAGCGGGUUCCUCGGCGCGUAUUGGUAUAAAUGGGCCAUACGCCGAAGAACAUGGAGGAAGAAGCACACCCUCCGGCUUGCGCAGAGCAAGGGUGAUCCGCACAAACAACCCCACUCUCUGCCGUCUAAUGCCCAGAUAUUGUCCCUUUUCGUUUUUGUACUUUUAAUCCUCCUGUUGACAUUUGCUGGCCCAGACUAUAUUGUCUCGAGUAGCCCUUUUUUAACCUCCACACGCUCUCCCGAUGCAUCCCCACUUACACAAUAUAUACCCAACUACACUAUUAACAAGGCGUGGUGGACUUCUGGAAACAGGACCGGGCUAAUUGCUUUCGCCCUUUUCCCGCUCUGCGUGCUCUUGGCCCUCAAGUCUCCCCCAUUCGCCGUACUCGCGGUGCCAUUUCUUGUCCGGUUAUAUUUCGACAAACUGUCCUGGGCACACAAAUGGAUCGGCCGUCUCAUCUGGUUUUUCACUGCGCUGCAUGUCGUUCUUUGGAGCGUACAGCUAGCGGUCGAGCGUAGAAGCAGCACUGGGAAGACAGUGUAUAUUUACGCGUGGGGCUAUAGAGACUUCGUAUAUGGAUGGGUUGCCUUCAUUGCCCUAACGCUACUCGUCGUCAUGUCCUUCCGUUCUGUGCGCAAUCUACAUUACGAGAUAUUUUAUGCGUCGCAUAUCCUUUUGGUACCCCUCACUCUGGUAUUUGCUGCUCUGCAUCACUCACAAGUAUGGUGGUGGUGCUGGGCAAGUCUUGCGCUUUGGGCGGGAGAGCGUCUUUGGCGAUUGAUGUGGUGGUUCCAAGCCAAUGGCUACCUUGGCAGAAUGCUCUCGCCAACCGUCCCAGGCAAAGUGCAUAAUGCUCCGGUGCAAGACAAUCCUCAGUCGGAUUUAUGGAAGAUGAAUGACAUAAGCCCCUUUAAACCUAUGUCGCGGUCUCCAAACGGUGACAUAUCAUCGAGCCCGGCACUUUCUAUCAACAUGAAUGUAGGCUUUCCGCAUCGAGCCGGUUUUAUAUUGGGGGAGUAUGUCCCUCCCCCCGGAUUCGCGCACGCGGAACUUCUUUCGGGUCGCACGAUUCGCCUCCGACUUAUCACGCCCGGAUAUAUCCCCUGGGCACCAGGGCAGCACUUUCUGUUGCGGAUCCCUGCCAUCUCACAAGUCACGACACACCCGUUCACAACUGCUACAAUUUGCGACCAGACUGUAUCUGACGAGGGUCGCGAGCUUGUAUUUCUUGUGCGCGCGAAGAACGGCUGGACGAAGCGCCUAUGGGACCUCACCGCUCAAUGUAUGGCACAGGGACUCUCAUGUGCUCCUGGAGAGUCCCUUCCAACCGGUUACCGGGCCCACACCGGUGGAGUGUUAAUGCGCGCAUAUGUGGACGGACCGUUUGGCUCAGCAGUCCGGGCACGCUGGUGUUCGUAUUCAACAGUGUUGAUCGUUGCUGGUGGUUCGGGUGUCAGCUUUGGUUUGUCGGUGCUGCAGUAUGUGUGUCACAUUCAAUGGUGCGCGACCUUCUUGCGUCGAUGUAUGGAGUUAGUGGGUGCACCUGAACUGCAGAUCGACGUCUUCGUCACGAACUUCAAGACACCUCUCGCCACACCUCUCGCCAAAAGCAACGCCCGAUCUGAGGCACUCAGAAAAUUGGAAAUGGGUGGUGGACCUGCACCUCCCACCUCUCACCUCGAUCGCUGUCAAUCCGAUCUACAAGACAAUGAUUCGUGUACAGAGGAUAUGUCGCCUGCGGAAAUUGAUGCUGGUAGCGUCGUCGACCUGAGCUAUUACACGGGUGAAGUUGUUGAGGGGGGCGAGCUGGGACACGAGGAGCAUGUACUUGACCUCACCAAUUUCGAGGGGGACAACGAUCAAGUCAUUCCUGGUGAAACACAGUUUAGUAUUUCGGUGAGAAAGGAGGGCAGACAGCGCCGAGCCGAGUCGCAAAUACUAGCUAGCGGACAGCAACUGACCGAAGAGGAGCCGGAUAAAGGGGAAACAAUUCCUCCAGGCGGGACUACCGUGCGUCUGGUCGAUUCAAAAAUGUCGUCUCUGUGGAGAUUCGGAGAGAGACAUCAAGGUGAUACCACAUCUCCUGCGUCUCGCGCCUCUGAGAAAGUGGUAUCUACAUCGCCCACCCCCACCAGUUCAUCUUCGCAGACAGCAUUCUCGCCACAACAUCCCGCUUCACCCAUCUCCGCAUCUUCUUCCAGGACCCUCUUCAAUACCGAUUCUCUUUUCCCGAACAUGAAAGCGCAAAACAAAGGGAAGCCUCGAGAACGUGGCUCUUCUGCACCGACAAGCAGAGUUCGACCGCUCUCGACAGCCUCGUACCUAACCGCGUGGUCCAAUAUGUGUAACGAGGCAGCAUUGCCGUCGGCGGUGGAAUUCGGCUGGCGUGGGGAACAGCUCAGAAUCAAACCGGACGCACAAGAACUGCAGGACGUGGGCAUUGUCUCUGAACACGCACGCCCUGGAAGACCCAAGUUGGAUCGUAUCCUUGCGGAAGAAGUGCGCCAGGCGCAGGGCGCUAUUGUUGUCGGAUGUUGUGGUCCCUUGUCGCUGAACGCAAUGAUGCGCAAGACCGUCGCAGCUCAGAUCGAUCCGGACCGAAUCAGAAGAGGCGACAUGAGGGGGUCAAUCACUCUCAUUUCAGAACACUUUGAGUAUUGA